AUGGCGAGUCCCGGACAGAAAGUGGUGCUGAUCACCGGCUGCUCCUCCGGUAUCGGCCUGAGGAUGGCCGUGAUGCUGGCCAAGGAUGAGCAGAAGCGCUAUCAUGUAAUAGCCACGAUGCGUGAUCUGAAACGCAAAGACAAGCUGGUGGAAGCUGCAGGGGACGCCUAUGGGAAAACUCUCUCUCUGGCUGUACUGGACGUCUGCAACGAGGAGUCGGUCAAACAGUGCAUUAACGGCAUCAAAGAUCGACACGUGGACGUCCUCAUCAACAACGCAGGUAUCGGCCUGGUGGGUCCAGUGGAGAGCAUCCCCAUUGAAGAGAUGAAGAAAGUUUUUGAGACCAAUUUCUUCGGGGUGAUCCGCAUGAUCAAGGAGGUGAUGCCUGACAUGAAGAAGAGGAAAGGAGGACACAUCAUCGUGGUCAGCAGUGUGAUGGGACUGCAAGGGGUGGUGUUUAACGACGUGUACGCAGCUUCCAAGUUUGCCAUGGAGGGCUUCUGUGAGAGUCUGGCUGUGCAACUCUUGAAGUUUAAUGUCACAUUGUCACUGAUUGAGCCGGGCCCGGUGCACACAGAGUUCGAAGCGAAGAUGAUUCAGGAUGUGAAACAGAAGGAGUAUCCUGGAGCUGAUGCUGACACAGUGAAUUACUUCAAAAAUGUCUAUCUUCCUUCCUCUGUGGACAUCUUUGAGACACUGGGACAAACGCCUGAUGACAUUGCCAGAUGCACCAAGAAAGUGAUUGAAGCGAGCAGCCCGCGUUUCCGUAACCUGACCAACCCGCUGUACACGCCCAUCGUAGCACUGAAAUACGCUGAUGAAACCGGAGGCCUGUCUGUCCACGCCUUCUACCACAUGCUCUUUAACCUGGGUCCUCUGAUGCACGUCAGCAUGACCGCCAUGAAGUACCUCACCUGUGGAUGUCUGAGGAGCAGGACAGUUUCACCAAACUAGAAAU
Molecule: messenger RNA, 958 nt
Organism: Stegastes partitus (bicolor damselfish)
Lineage: Eukaryota; Metazoa; Chordata; Actinopteri; Pomacentridae
Product: retinol dehydrogenase 8-like
Exons: 6
Coding region: 1-954 (317 amino acids)
Biological process (GO): estrogen biosynthetic process; retinol metabolic process
Cellular component (GO): cytosol; cytoplasm
Molecular function (GO): all-trans-retinol dehydrogenase (NAD+) activity; estradiol 17-beta-dehydrogenase [NAD(P)+] activity
Source: RefSeq, a predicted model, not a curated record